Rotaria sp. Silwood1 is the source of this 465-nucleotide messenger RNA. The record is from the annotation of a GenBank genome assembly. Lineage: Eukaryota; Metazoa; Rotifera; Eurotatoria; Philodinida; Philodinidae.
AUGGAAAAAAUUGGCUUAGCUCAGACACUUCUACUUGAAGAUAAUAAAUUAAUUGAAGUGGUUAUAACAAAUCUUGUUAAAAUAUUAAAUUCUUUAACAGAUUUUUAUUUAAAUCGCACUUAUAAUAGUUCACUAUUAAUAUCAUUAUGUAAAAUAACUAAAAGUGAACUAUGUAAUUUAUUAAUUCGCUGUUGGGGAACUGAAAUCGGUAUAUGUGUAUUAAAAAAAUUAAAUAAAUUAUAUUUAACAUUAAUAUGGGAAAAAUCUAUAUUAUUAUCUUUAUGUUCAUUUGAAACAAAUAUAAUUGAUCAAAAAUUUAAUAAAAAUUAUUUAUUAAAAUUAUUUCCAAUCACAAAUGACAUCUGUAUUCAAAUAAUAAAAUCAUUAUUAUGUGUUUCAUCUAAACUUGAUAGAAUUAUUAAAAUGAAUUUUAUAAUUUACUUGUUAAAAAAUGUUCAACAUUAA